This is a messenger RNA of Aplosporella prunicola CBS 121167, 660 nucleotides long. RefSeq lists its product as uncharacterized. Gene Ontology annotation, biological process: autophagosome assembly. NCBI's taxonomy places the organism in Eukaryota, Fungi, Ascomycota, Dothideomycetes, Botryosphaeriales, Aplosporellaceae. The transcript is spliced from 2 exons. The coding region runs from base 1 to 660 and encodes 219 amino acids. The record is from RefSeq and is a predicted model, not a curated record. Gene Ontology annotation, cellular component: autophagosome membrane.
AUGAGCACCAGCUGGCUCGCCGAAUACUCCACCGCCCUCAAAGUGCGCGACGCGCGCGAAAAAGCCCAGGAACCCUACAUAAACGCAUACACCAAGCUCGCAGACCGGACCGCGCGCCUCGAGGCCGACCGCGCCGCCGCGCCCGCCCUCGCUCCACCCACCGACGACGCAGCAGCCGCCGCGGCAGCCAAAAAGCCCGUCAGCCCCUCGCCGAGCGCGCGCUCGCGCUUCGGUCGCGCCAGCCCCGCCGUCGCCCCCGACCCCGCCCCCGACGCCGGCGACGUCCUCUCCCGCCUGCGCGCCGACCUCGCGACCACGCAGUCGUCGCGCGCGCAGCUGCAGACGCAGCUGACGGCCGUGACGGGCGAGCUGAGCGCUGCGCGCGCGCAGUCUUCCGCCCAGAGCAAGCAGGUCGCUGAACUGGGGCGGGAAAAGGCGCUGCUGGAGCGGAAGCUGCGGGACCGUGAGUCUGAAAUCAAAGGGAAGGGGAGACUGGUCGAGGAGGUGCAGGAUGAGCUUGUUAGCUUGAACCUGCAGUUUAAUAUGGCCGAGCAGAGGGCUGAGAAGCUGGAGAUGGAAAAUCAGGACUUGGUGGCGCGGUGGAUGGAGAGGAUGAAGGAGGAGGCUGAGAGAAUGAAUCAGGGGAGCGGAUGGGAGUGA